This is a messenger RNA of Ziziphus jujuba (common jujube), 2026 nucleotides long. RefSeq names its product aspartic proteinase. Gene Ontology annotation, biological process: lipid metabolic process; proteolysis. Bases 294 to 1841 code for a protein of 515 amino acids. The record is from RefSeq and is a predicted model, not a curated record. NCBI's taxonomy places the organism in Eukaryota, Viridiplantae, Streptophyta, Magnoliopsida, Rosales, Rhamnaceae. Gene Ontology annotation, molecular function: aspartic-type endopeptidase activity. The transcript has 14 exons.
GCCUUCCGCACCUACGACGGUUAAAGUUCGACCGUAUUAGGAAAACGGACGGACCAGAUUAAAAAGAUUAAAAGAACCUACCCCACCUAACCCCAACCCCAUUCUUAGCUGGGCCCUGUUGAAGUCUGACAGAGUGACAUGUCGUUUUAAGUCUCUUUCUCCUCUCCUCCCCUUCUUUAAGAAUUCUCAUUCUGCUCUGUUUCUUCUGGUCUUCAUCAUCAACUUUUCUCUCUCUUUUGCUUCCCUCCUCUGCGUAAAGUCAAAGAUUUUUCAAUCUGAACUUAUAGGUCGCCAUGAGUAGUGUCAUCAAAGUGGUGUUGUUGUCCUUCGUCCUUUCCACACUGUUUUUUUCUCUUGUUUCCUCUGCAUCCAAUGAUGGAUUGCUUAGGAUUGGACUGAAAAAGAAGAAAUUGGACCCAAAUAGCCGUCUUGCUGCGCGGCUUGAGUCCAAAAAUGGAGAGCCUUUUCGAUCUUCUAUCAGGAAGUAUAAUCUCCAUAAUAAUGUUGGAGACUCUAAGGAUGCUGAUAUUGUUAUUUUAAAGAACUACUUGGACGCUCAGUACUAUGGUGAGAUUGGAAUUGGUACUCCCCCUCAAAAGUUCACUGUUAUAUUUGACACCGGCAGCUCUAAUUUGUGGGUGCCAUCAUCAAAGUGUUAUUUCUCACAGAUUGCUUGUUACUUCCAUGCCAAGUACAAGUCUAGCGAUUCCAGUACAUACAAGGAGAAUGGGAAGCCUGCUUCUAUUCAAUAUGGUAGUGGAGCUAUUUCAGGAUUUUUCAGUUAUGACAACGUCCAAGUUGGUAACAUAGUUGUGAAGAACCAGGAAUUUAUUGAAGCAACUAGAGAGCCUAGUGUCUCAUUUGUGGUGGCUCAGUUUGAUGGUUUAUUGGGACUUGGAUUUCAGGAAAUUUCAGUUGGAAAUGCCGUCCCAGUGUGGUACAAGAUGAUUGAGCAAGGUCUUGUUAGUGAACCAGUGUUUUCCUUUUGGCUGAACCGUAACUCAGAUGAAGAAGAAGGGGGUGAAAUUGUGUUUGGUGGAGUUGAUCCAAAUCACUUCAAGGGCAAGCACACAUAUGUUCCUGUGACACGGAAAGGGUAUUGGCAGUUUGACAUGGGUGACGUUCUUAUUGGUGGUAAACCAACUGGAUACUGUGCUGGCAGUUGCGCAGCAAUUGCAGAUUCAGGAACUUCUCUGUUGGCUGGUCCAACGACUGUGAUUACCAUGAUUAAUCAUGCCAUUGGGGCCACUGGAGUUGUCAGUCGGGAAUGCAGAACAGUAGUUCAACAGUAUGGACAAUCCAUUUUAGAUUUGCUUUUGGCUGAGGUGCAGCCUAAGAAGAUUUGCUCCCAAAUUAGGCUAUGCACCUUUGAUGGUACUCGUGGUGUUAGUGCUGGCAUUGAGAGUGUGGUGGAUGAAAACAAAGGAAAAUCAAAUGGUGUCAUUCGUGACGCUAUGUGCUCUGCUUGUGAGAUGGCUGUUGUGUGGAUGCAGAACCAGCUUAUGCAGAAUCAGACACAAAAUAAUAUAUUAAACUAUGCUAAUGAGCUUUGUGACCGGAUGCCAAACCCUAUGGGAGAAUCAACUGUUGACUGUGGAACCGUUUCUAAACUACCAAAUGUCUCCUUCACCAUUGGUCGUAGAGUUUUUGACCUGAGUCCUGAGGAGUAUAUACUCAAGGUGGGUGAGGGUCCCUCAGCUGAGUGCAUCAGUGGCUUUACUGCAUUGGAUAUUCCUCCUCCCCGCGGACCCAUCUGGAUUCUGGGAGAUGUCUUUAUGGGUCCCUACCACACUGUCUUUGAUUAUGGCAAUCUGAGGGUUGGAUUUGCAGAUGCAGCAUAAAAGAAACUACCUUAGGGGCCCUUAUCCUGAUAUUCAUCUCUAUUUAGUAUUAGCUAGCUAUUUAUGUACCUCCUAUAACUUGACGAAAUUGAUGAUUGGAUACUUAAGGUGUUGGCCCCAGCAUGAUUCUAGUGCUUGUAAAUGUUUGCUUCUUAUAUCUAUAUAAAAUUUGGAGUUUGCAACUA